CUUGAAAGGGGCAGCCGAGGACCUCAGCGAUGCGAAAUCCGCGAUACAUUACAUUUGCGCCACCCAUUUCCGGGAAUCCGGGCUUGAUUGCCAGAGAAUUCUCAGUCAAAGAGAGCUUUCGAGGGGAUAAAAGAGAGAGAAUUGCCGCGAUGAUUGAGGCCCAACAACCAGCACAAUUACAACAACACCUCUCGAACAAACUCUCGUUCAAGCACAAUCUCCAUCGUCAAAAUGGUCGGAUUUGAUAUGCGUGGUUUGACCCCGGCUCCGGUCACACCUUUCACUCCAAACGGCACUGUGGACUACGAAGCUAUCCAGCGUCUUGGCUCAUGGCUCGGUGGUAUCGAUGGAGUGAAGGGCCUUGUGGUGCUCGGCCAUGCUGGCGAGGGCACCUUCCUCACCACCGAGGAGCAAGUGUCAGUCAUCAAAGCAUUCGUCAGAUCCGUUGACAACAAAGUCCCGAUCAUUGCUGGUAUCACUAGCGAAGGCACUGAAGUAGCCGCUCUUGAGGCCAAGCGAGCCCGAGAAGCCGGCGCAGCUGCCGGAUUACUCUACCCUUCCCACGGCUGGCUCCGCUUUGGGUACCAGCCCGGUGCUCCUCAAGAUCGGUACCGCCGUGUGUAUGAAGUCUCUGGGCUUCCCCUGAUCCUCUUCCAAUACCCCGACAACACUAAAGCUAGCUACAACUUGCAGACCAUGCUGGAUAUUGCAGCUCAGCCCGGCUGCUUUGCCAUGAAGAACGGCGUGCGGAACAUGCGCCGGUGGGACACGGAAAUCCCCGUCAUUCGGGCUCAACGGCCGGACCUGCAAAUCCUCUCUUGCCAUGACGAGUACCUUUUGCACACUUCAUUCGACGUUGAUGGCUUCUUGGUUGGCUACGGAAACAUUGCUCCUGAGCCCCUCGUCGAACUUAUCAAGGCCGGCAAGGCCAAAGACUACAAGAAGGCACGAGAAAUCCACGACCAACUGUUGCCUGUCACGAAGAGCGUUUAUCACCGUGGAUCUCACAUGGAGGGUACCGUUGCCCUCAAGCAUGCUCUCGUUGCUCGGGGAAUUCUUACUCACGCCACUGUGCGCUCGCCUCUUUUGCCCCUGGAGGAUGGUGCCGAGGAGGAGAUCCAUAAUGCUAUCAAUGCCGCAUCUCUUAGCAAGGUGGUGCUGUGA
This is a messenger RNA of Penicillium brasilianum, 1164 nucleotides long. The record is from the annotation of a GenBank genome assembly. NCBI's taxonomy places the organism in Eukaryota, Fungi, Ascomycota, Eurotiomycetes, Eurotiales, Aspergillaceae.